GUUUCAAUUUCCACUUUCUUCAUGUUCAACUUUACCUUUCAAUUUCAUCGUACUAUUUUCGCCGUUUAUUUUGUUCCCUGUUUGGUCAUCGAGAUUUUGUUAUUUUCGUUCAUCUUUUGUUGGAAUUAAAUUAUUCAUGUUAUAUAAAGCCCUAGAUUAGGUGCUAACUGUAUCAAGGUCGAAGAAUUAUGGCAUUUCCUGAUAGACUUGGUUGUUGUAAAAUUUAUAGCCUCUGCACAAGAGAAAAUUAAGAAAAAGAAAGCUUAUUUGGAAACUGAAAUUAGCAUAAAUUAGUUUAGGUAUAAGUUAAUUUUAACUUAUUUAGAAGCUAAUUUGAAGUUUCUUCUAUUAGCUUUUUCUCUUUGAAGUGUUUUGUGGAAAUAUGUGUGAAUCAAUAGAGCCGAGGGAAUCAUAUGUAUAAAAUAUUAAAAUAUUUACGAAGAGAAAUUAAUUCGUGAUUGAUAGCUAAAACAAUGGAGGGUGGUUUUCACGAUACCCUGACCCUUUAGUACGCUUUAUUUUUUCGUUUUGGAUACUCCCUUAUUCUCGAAAGGUAUAGACUUUUAGGUAUUCAAUUUUGUUUCUAUUUAUAUCAGUGUGUUUGGAUUCACCCAAAUGAAAUGAUGGCGUUAGAAAGCCAAGAAGACAGUCCAUUUCUUUGCUAACCUUAUUUUUGUCAUUUAGGUAUCUCUGCCUAAUGUAUUUGUUUUUCAAUUCUUUCUAUCAGUAUACAACUGGAAUUAUUUGUUGAUAUUUGAUCUAUGUAGUCAAGUUCACUUAGUGGACAAAGACUUUUAUUGUUGUUUUGUUGUACAAUCGGAACUAUUUUAUAGUAUUGCUAGUCCUUGUGUGAUUGCCCAAAUGUGGCUUUUGGGACAAGGAAUGUUUGAACAUUGUUGGGAAAUUGGGAUAGGUAUAAAAGUUUCUAAUGUUUUAUAGAAUAAAAUAAGCUUACUUCUAGGGACAAUAAUCAUAUAUGUAGCGAGUUGCAUCAAUUUUCCUAUGGCGAAGAUUUAAUAGUUCAAGUCAUAAUCAAAUUGUGAGAUUUGAGUUGUUAUACUCUUAAGUAGAAAAAGUUGUGUCCUAACUAUUAAUUAUAUUUUUUUGCUUAAUGGUAAACACUUGAUCCAACAAAUUACAAAUGAUCUCAUUUCCAGUAAAGUGGUUUAGUUAAGAAUGAAAGAUUUUCUUACCUAGUGCCACUUUUGUUUUUUGAGUGGAACCGCUGCCCCUUAAAUAAUAGGGAUUUUGAAAAUGAAUGAGUAAAUCCCAGUAAUUUUAAACUUUGAAUUUCUGAAAUCUUCAAAUUCAGAUAAUUCUAGCUAACUUAAACUAAGUAUGCCAUAUUGUGCAUCAAAUUCGGUAGUUUUGAUUUGCCAUUGGUGACAAGAAAAUGUUUUAUGAUAUGAACCGCUUUUUGUGGAAAUAGUCAACUACUUUGAUAUCUUAGUUGAAUAGAAAUAUAUCACAGUAAACUUAAUUUUCUUUUCAGCUGACUAAAAUCCCUGAGAAACUAGAUUAAAAUCCUGAAAAUUUACAGCUUCCUAGUUACAGGUUUGUAAUUUGAGCUGAGUCUGUUUUGUAUUUCAGUAUUUUAGGUUACAGGUUUGGAAUUUGAGCUGAGUGGUUUGUUAAAAAUUGGAAAAAUCUAUAGAUAAUUUAGACAACUAUUGAUAUUGCCUAAUGAGAUAUAUAUCAACAACUGCUUGUACUUACUGAUCUGAUUCAAUUCUAUUGUAGUAAACCGACACCUGUUCCAUAUAAAAGACUUCCCUGUGGUUUUCUUUGUUUGCAAUGUAGCUGGGAGUGGGUCCUAGACUUACAGGGCUGGCCUAAGAUUUGGAGAUCGUAUGCUAGCAGGAAACGGGGUGUGAAAAGAGGAGAUGAGGUGGCUGUGGCAAUGGGUGUAACUAAAUUGCCAAAUGUGUUAGAGAUUUUGGUGUAUUUAGGGAAUGUUUAGGAGAGAGUGUGGCAGCCAGAAGUUUGGAGAAUUCUGUUAUGGGCAGAGAGCAUAAGCCUCUCUGUAGGAGGCUCGGACCUGUGGUGAUAGGAUUGAUUUCCUUUUGUAUUUACUUUCUAUUAUUGAAUUAAUGCAAAAAGCCCCUUUUUUGUGCCUGUACGAGACUUUUGUUUCUCUGGUCAUGAAUAACGCAGGUGCAAAUCAUGGCUGUUUGUAUUAUUCAAUAACAGAAAGUAAAUACAGAAGGAAACCAAUCCUGUCUUGGAGCCGAGCUCCUAGGAGAGGCUAAUGCCCUCUGCCCAUAAUUGAAUUCUCCCAAAAUUCUGGAUGUCAUUCUCUUUUCCUACACAUUGCAUUCCCUAUCUAGCCCGAAUACUGCCUCACACAUUUGGUAAUUCAAUUACACCCACUACGUCUGCUCUUUUCACACCUUUGUUCUUCCUAGCAUGCACUCUCCAAAUCUUGGGUCUGCCCUGUAAGUCUGGUCCACACUUCCAGCUUUAUCAGUUUGUCUUAUCAAAUAGUGCAAUUGUUUAAACUCUCACCACUUUAUAUGACUUACUCUGAAAUCUGCCUAAGUUUCUGUUUUUCACCUUUGUUGCAUCUGUUACACUUGAAGUACAACGUCCACUGUUUCUUUUUUUCUUGUUAAGAAUUGGUGAGAAAAGAAAAUACAUGUGAAACUGAAAAUAGAUUUGAAUAUCGUAGGACAUGUGGUGUAACGGAAUGUGUCCCUAUCUCAUUUUUGAGAACAGUACUUUUUAAAUAGUCCAAGGUGGCAGAGGUCCUGCAAUUAACAUUGCUCAGGUCUCUUGACUAACUCUUUUAUUUGAUUUUCCUUUUAAAUUGUUAGACUUACACACUCUCUUCUUAAGGUGGCAUUGAAGUUGGUGAUGUGCAAGACAACAAAGAGCAUUAAACCCUUUAGAGUGUCUGCAGUCAAGAAUGAAUACAGCAUUGGCUUCGUUAACUCAAGUUCAUUAUAAAGUACAUGCUUCUACAUUCAGAAGGGUGAAUCCUAGAAACCAAGGAUUAUUGAAAUCUGGAAAACUAUUCCAAAACCCAGGAUCCGCCUUUCCUAGUAUUCACAUUAACCUAUCCUGCGUAUGCUGCACGAAGUUAACCCCGUGGGAGUCAUCAUCUGUCACAUAUGCUCCUACUGAUAAUCAAAGUGAUAAAUUUUUGCCUGAGAGCGCCAAUAUAUUUGAAACUCUUGAAUCUAGUAAAACUGCUGACUCAUCAACAGCGAAUGCUGAAGGGGCAGUAGAGACAAGGUCUCAGCCCAGCCUGGAGUUUCAGUUUUUCAAAUGGCCGUUGUGGCUUCUGGGUCCUUCUGUUCUCCUUGCAACUGGCAUGGUCCCAACAUUGUGGUUACCAAUAUCUUCCAUCUUUCUCGGCCCCAAUAUAGCCAGCCUGCUUUCUUUAAUUGGACUUGAUUGCCUAUUUAACAUUGGUGCAUCCCUUUUUCUCCUUAUGGCUGAUGCUUGUUCACGGCCAAAGUAUCCAACAGAAGAAUGCAAAAGCAAGGCUCCCUUCAGUUACCAGUUCUGGAACGUUGUUGCAACUCUUACUGGAUUUAUUAUCCCAUUGUUGUUGAUGUUUGGAUCUCAGAAAGGCUUUCUCCAACCUCAACUACCUUUCAUCCCGUUUGCAGUUCUACUUGGUCCCUAUCUUCUUCUUUUAUCAGUACAGUUUCUGACAGAGAUGUUGACUUGGCAUUGGCAAUCACCAGUCUGGCUGGUUACCCCUGUAAUUUAUGAGUCUUACCGUGUCUUGCAACUAAUGAGGGGAUUAAAGCUUGGGGUUGAGCUCAAUGCACCGGUAUGGAUGAUGCAUACAAUUAGGGCACUGGUCUGCUGGUGGGUGCUAAUUCUCGGUCUGCAGUUGAUGAGGGUUGCUUGGUUUGCUGGCUUAACAGCGCGAGCUCGUAAGCAGCGAUUGUCUUCUGAUACUUCUAGUGCUAAUGAUGAUUAGUGAUUAAUUAUUAUAAAUUUAUCCAGAAAGAUACAAAUUAUAAAUUAAGUGGAAGUGGUUUAAGUUUAGUUACGGGUGUUUUCCAUCCCACCCAUAUACCAUAAUGAUAUUGCUACACAUAAAAUAGAUACAUGCACAAGUAAAUUUGUAUAUAUACACUUGGUCACUGUAUUGUAUGCCGUAUCAUUGGUUGCUUUUGUUUGUGUUAUCUUCAAUUUGUGAACAAAUGGUUUCUGAUUUGUACUUCAAUUUAUGAAGAUGGAAGAAUUACAUAGUUGUUGGUUCAA
Molecule: messenger RNA, 4221 nt
Organism: Vigna radiata var. radiata (mung bean)
Lineage: Eukaryota; Viridiplantae; Streptophyta; Magnoliopsida; Fabales; Fabaceae
Exons: 2
Coding region: 2906-3934 (342 amino acids)
Source: RefSeq, a predicted model, not a curated record